Messenger RNA from Corvus hawaiiensis (hawaiian crow), 2041 nucleotides. It is a transcript of the gene SLA2, whose product is annotated as Src like adaptor 2. Gene Ontology annotation, molecular function: protein binding. Bases 385 to 1188 code for a protein of 267 amino acids. The transcript has 8 exons. Lineage: Eukaryota; Metazoa; Chordata; Aves; Passeriformes; Corvidae. The record is from RefSeq and is a predicted model, not a curated record.
UCACGGCAGCACUGCCAGGAGCAGCUCCAGCACCAGGACCUGAACACCCAGCCCUAGAGCGGGGCCAAGGGCAAACCAAGAGGGUCUGGCAAGGACAGGGAUUGCCACCCUGGGUGCCCUGAGGCCCCUCCAUGCAGGGAGGGCAGAGCUGGCCAAUGGCUGCCCAGGCAUGACACCACCCAAACAAUGGUGGCAGCGCUGAGGGGCAGUGCUCCCUGGGGAACUGCCUGCCAGGCUCAGCCACAGCCCAGAGCCCUGCCCUGGACCAUGCUGACAUCACCCUGCAUCAAUGCCCUGCCUGGGUGGGGAAUGCUGACCCAAGAACCAAGUCCCUUCCAGACAGCAGCAGCUCAGGCCAAGGCCCUUGGGGGCUGAACCCCAAGAAUGGGGAAUUUGCCCAGUCAGGAGAAGUCACUCAGCAUCCCAGCAGCGUCUGCCAACACCGCACGACCUCCACUGCCCACACAGGCAGUCCCCAGUGGCUUCCAGGCCCUGGCCCUCUGUGACUUCCCCUCCAGCGUGGGGGUGGCUGCUGUCCUGAGGAUGGGGGAGCAGCUCCGCAUCCUCUCUGAGGAUGGAGAGUGGUGGCUGGUGGCAUCUGAGGUGUCUGGCAAGGAGUGUCACAUCCCCAGCAGCUGUGUGGCCAAGAUCAGGCACAGGUGGCUGUACGAGGGCGUCAGCCGGCAGCAGGCAGAGGAGCUGCUGCUCCGUCCAGGCAACCACAGUGGAUCUUUUCUGAUACGAGAGAGCCAGACCAGGCAAGGCUGCUAUUCCCUGUCGGUGCGCCGUGGCGAGCGAGCUGCCUGGGCCUCGGUGACUCACUACCGCAUCCACCGGCUGGACAACGGAUGGCUUUACAUCUCGCCCCGGCUCACCUUCCCCAGCCUGCACAACUUGGUGGACCACUACUCUGAGUUCAGCGAAGGCCUCUGCUGCCGCCUCAGCGAGCCCUGCUCCACGGAAGCACCAAGGGCGGCCCCAGCCUCCACACCACCGGCUGUCAUCAAGAAGCCAUCGCUCCACUGGGAUAAGAUUGAGAGCUCCCUCCUGUUCUCGGAGACCGCAUCCCCACCGGAGGAGUCUCCCAUCAGCCAGGGCCUGCGGGAAGCCAUCAGCUCUUACCUGAUCCUCUCAGAGACUGACACCCCUGAGCCAGACCCCACACGAAAGGGGGUGAAGAACAGCUGAGGACAGGGUGCCACUUGGCCACAGCUCAGCCUUGAGCCACAGCUCAUCUCCCAGCUCAGCCUUCUCCUGCUUUCAGCUACAGUCACUCAUUGGUGCUGGGGCCCAUUGGCCAGAACUUGGGACAGCCAAGACCAGUAUGGAGCCUGGCAGGCAGCAAUGCUGGAGGAGGCAGCUGCCUGAGGGCCUGUUUUUCCCUCAAAGGACACUUUGGGACAGGAUGCUUGAACACCCUGAGCUUCACCCAACACCCAAGGGGGGAGGAGGCAGAGGCUGCAGAGAGAAGGAGCCCUGCCUGCCCCACAGGCUGCAGCGGGGGCCCUGGCAUCUGUGCUCCCAAAGCAGCAGAGAGAGGAUGGAAAUGUUCAACAAACCAAAUCCUGGCCCUCCCCCAUCAGACCUCUCAAGUUCAAGCACAACCAUUUUAGGGGUGUGGGUGUCUGUGCAGGCCUGUGGACAGCAGCCAGGGACCCUCAGAAUGCUCUCACCCCCAUAACUCAGCCACUCUGCUUGCUGGGACCAGCAUCCAGGGGGGAACCAGCCCCUGGUAGUGCCCAAAGCAGCUGAUUUUUAAACCUUUUAACAACAUGGAUUGUAAGUUCUGCAAAGCAGGAUCCUGCUGGACAUGCAGCAAUAACCAUCUGUAGCGUCUCAAUUAAAAGGCACCUCCUUCACAGCUGAGGCUUGGUGAAUAUUAUCGUCACUUGCCCAUGGGGCCAGUUUCACUGCCACAGCCUGCAGGGAUUUGCUCCAGCCAUGGCCCUUGGUGGCCCCUGCCAGAGUGAGCAGGCAGCCACGGGCCAGUGCUGGUCCUCAGCCAACUCUCUUCGGGUAAAUUCAUGAGCCCAGUAGGUUU